Messenger RNA from Microplitis mediator, 2646 nucleotides. Its product is annotated as late secretory pathway protein AVL9 homolog. The record is from RefSeq and is a predicted model, not a curated record. Bases 213 to 2282 code for a protein of 689 amino acids. Gene Ontology annotation, cellular component: cytoplasm. The transcript has 9 exons. Lineage: Eukaryota; Metazoa; Arthropoda; Insecta; Hymenoptera; Braconidae.
AUUACUCAGUGAAGUCAUCAUGGCGCAUGUCGAGUCAGGUUUUGCGUUUGGAAACGAGACGCCUGUGGGCAAAGUCGCUAAAACGAUAGAGAUUAAUAACGGGUGUGUUAUAACACCCACUUGUGAUAUGAACAAGACUAAAUCAUCAAUUGGUUUAUGAAUAAAAUAUAUUAUUACUAUUUAAUAACAAACUUGUGAUAAUUGUCAGUGAGAUGGCCGAGUCUACCGGGCCAAUACUCCAUGUCAUUGUCGUUGGUUUUCAUCACAAGAAAGGAUGUCAGGUCGAGUAUUCAUUUCCUCCGCUGGUUCCUGGCGCACCAAAUGAGUGUCCUCUUGGUUGGAAAUACCUUCCAACUUUGGCAUUACCCGAUGGUUCCCAUAAUUACGAUGAAGAUACUGUUUAUUUUCACUUGCCCAGCAUUACAGAUCCCAAAAAAACAGUCUAUGGAGUCUCUUGCUUUCGUCAAAUUCCUGUUGAAAAAUUAAUAAAUCGAACUUCUGAUAUGACCCGAGGCACUGUGCAAAAAUCUGUUUGUGUGCUCAGUACUUUACCACUUUAUGGACAUAUUCAAGUUAAAAUGCAGUUAAUAACUCAUGCUUACUUUGACGAAGGAGAUUUUAGCAAAGUUUCGUUAUUAGAAGACACCUUUAGACAUCUCAAUGCUUGUAUGAGUGGUGACAGUCAGAUACCACCUCAAGUAUUUGUUGGUUUAUCAGCACGAGAUUUUAUAAUACAAUUUCGACAUAAAGCAUUAUUAUUAUUUAAAUUAUUAUUACUUGAAAGAAAAGUUGUAUUUUAUCAGUCACCUGUUCAGCCACUUUGUGCUGCAAUAUUAACAUUAUUAUCAUUACAUCCGGGUAUGAUUGAAAGUGGAUUACGAAGAGCAGCCUGUGUCAGACCAUCGAGACCAAUGUCACCGAUUCCAAACUUCGAUGAAGAUGAAGAAAUCUCUCAUACGGAUACAAAUUUAAUAUCCUCAAUAAAUGUAGAAAUAACAAAUUCCGACUGCAUUGAUGUUGAUCAGAGCGAUCGGACAAAUGAAAAUUCAGUGCGCGAUAACGAUAAUAAAAAUCAGGUCGAAUCAAUGGAAAUAGAAAAAAAAUACAUUGAUAAUUCGAUAGACAAUUCGUCAUUGUCGAUGAAAAAUAAUAAUCAAGUGGAUAAUUUAAAUAGUAAAAUAAUAGACGUUAAUUCGACGAGUGAAUUUAAUGAUGGGUAUAAUGAUGAAGAAACAAAUGGAUCUAAAGACCUGACAAAAUUAACAGAAAAUGUCCAUCGUGUACAAAGUUCAAAUACAAUUAAUUUUACGAUGGGUGAAAAUGAUGGAAUUUUACCUCGGGACACGAGUAAUGAUGCACUUUCUGAAGCUCGAGUUACUUCUAAUAUUACACAACUAGCUCACGUUAAUCCAGAACUUUGCGGUUUGCCGCUAAAUAUUUUUACAAAGGGUUAUCUUUGCUUGCCAUAUUUAUCUUUACCUUAUCUAGACCUUCUGGGUGACGUAAAUGUCCGGGGGUACAUUGUAGGAGCGACGAAUGUUUUAUUUAAACAAAAGAAACAAUUAAUAGAUGUACUUAUUGAGGUCGAGAGCGCGAGAAUAGAAGCAACUGACCCAGAGCUUCGUCGCCAACUUCAUCUGACGACAGAAGAUCUACGAUUCGCCGAUUACGUUGUGAGACACGUCGCAGAACCACGUCGUGACGUUUUUCUUGAUGGGGUAGGAUGGGAAGGUGGCGAUGAAUGGAUUAGAACACAAUUUCGUGUUUAUCUUCUCAGUUUACUUAGAACGUCAAUGCAGUCAGAUACGCGGCAGUCGGAUCAUUUCAAUGGAGCUUUUGUUGCUGCUUGGAAAAUGACAAAUAAUUACAGUCAGUGGUGCGAUUCCGUUUACCCGGAAAUAAAUAAUGUGGAACCUGGACAUCCAUUCGCUGGUCAACUUUCUGUUCAAGAUAUGAAAUUAAGAUUUUCCCAUACGAUGCAAAACACCGAGAGUGGAAGAAAAAUAAACCAAGCGAUGGCAACAACUGGCAGAGCUGUUGCUACAACAGGAAAAGCCGUUGGUGGUGCACUUUCUCAAGCCAAAGGUGCCUUUUCAAACUGGUGGAGCACCUUGACGACAAUACAACCUGGAGAAGUUGAAAUACGGAAUGAUAAUGUGAACCAAAGUAAUAAUACUUCUGAUGACAAUGAUAGUGAAGAUAAAAAAGAAAGUAACAAUGACGUUACUAAGGAGCUGGAUACUCCAAUUAGUAGUACAGGUACUACUGUAGUUGUCGAUUAAUAGUUGAAUUAACAAAAAAAUAAAAACCAAAAUUUUUUUUUCGUCUACUUCACACUGAACUGAUGUUAGAAUUAAAUUAUAUAAAUAUAUAUAUAAUUUGUCUCAUAUAAAUAGUAUGAGGCUGAUGAAUGUUGAUGCUUAUACUUUUUCAAUGAAUGAAAAAAAUGUGUGAGUGUGACGUCAUUUUAUUUUAUUUUUUUAAAUUACGUAUUUAUUUAAACUGUUAAGUUUUUUUUACUAUUUUUUGUUAUGUUAGAAAUUAUUUAGAUUAAUUUUAUUAUUUAAGAAAAACAAAUCAUUCAUUUAUUUAAUUAUUUAUUUAUAUUUUAUUAUUUUAAUUACGAAAUUUAAUUUGCCAUGACAG